Lactuca saligna is the source of this 1143-nucleotide messenger RNA. The record is from the annotation of a GenBank genome assembly. NCBI's taxonomy places the organism in Eukaryota, Viridiplantae, Streptophyta, Magnoliopsida, Asterales, Asteraceae.
AUGGCGAGAUUUCUGUUGAUUGUAUUCAUUGUCCUCUGCUUCCUUUCAAGUUUUAUCACAGUCAACACUCAGAGAACUCGAAGGUCCUCUAAUGGUAGCGCUACAAAACAGCUAAGAUUCGAUAAAAAGAAGGGCGAGUUUAAGAUUCUACAGGUGGCUGACAUGCACUAUGCCGAUGGCAGAAAGACUCCAUGUGAAGAUGUCUUGCCCAACCAGCUUUUCCAUUGCUCUGAUCUCAACACCAGUGUCUUCAUCAACCGAAUGAUCAAAGCUGAAAAACCCGACCUCAUUGUUUUCACAGGGGACAACAUCUACGGAUUUGAUGCAACAGAUGCAGCAUCCUCCAUGAACGCAGCUUUUGCCCCUGCAAUCUCAUCAAACAUCCCAUGGGCUGCAGUUUUAGGCAACCACGAUCAAGAAUCAACCUUAUCAAGAGCAGGUGUCAUGAAACAUAUUGUUACAAUGAAGAACACAUUAUCUCAACUCAAUCCUGAAGGUAUUGAAAUCAUAGAUGGUUUUGGGAAUUACAAUCUUGAAGUCCAUGGAGCUGAAGGAACAAGCUCAAUGAACAAAUCGAUUCUCAACUUAUACUUUCUUGAUAGUGGCGAUUACUCCACAGUAUCUUCAAUCCCUGGAUACGGAUGGAUCAAACCAUCUCAACAGUUUUGGUUUCAAGAAACGUCUAGAAAGCUUCAAAAGACAUCAAAAGCACCUGGACUUGCGUAUUUUCACAUCCCAUUACCUGAGUAUGCAAGGUUUGACAAGUCAAACUUUACGGGUGUGAGACAAGAAGGGAUAAGUUCUGCUUCUGUGAACUCAGGGUUCUUUACAACUUUAGUUGAGACAGGUGAUGUGAAGGGUGUUUUCACUGGACAUGAUCAUUUGAAUGAUUUUUGUGGGAAGUUGAGUGGGAUUCAUCUUUGUUAUGGUGGAGGGUUUGGGUACCAUGCGUAUGGGAAGGCAGGGUGGUCAAGAAGGGCGAGGGUGGUGGUGGUUUCUUUAGGGAAGGAUGAAAAUGUGAAGAGUAUUAGAACAUGGAAGAGGCUUGAUGAUCAAAAGUUGACUACCAUUGAUGAACAGGUUCUUUGGAGGCGGAGUUCAUCUGGGAGUCGUAGGAAGAAGCCACCUGUUGUUAACCCUUGA